Molecule: messenger RNA, 767 nt
Organism: Halteromyces radiatus
Lineage: Eukaryota; Fungi; Mucoromycota; Mucoromycetes; Mucorales; Cunninghamellaceae
Product: pinin/SDK/memA/ protein conserved region-domain-containing protein
Exons: 3
Coding region: 36-647 (203 amino acids)
Cellular component (GO): catalytic step 2 spliceosome
Source: RefSeq, a predicted model, not a curated record
UUUUCUCUUUGCCUUUACUUUUUCCUUUUAGAAUCAUGUCAGACAGCAACGGUCUGAAACGAACGAUAGAUCAAGUCGUUGAAGAUGAACAUUCUGAUCAAGUCAAUGAUCAACAAGUGGUAGAAGAUAAACCAAAAGAGCAAACACGUUUAGAAAACAAUAAUGAUAUAUCAAAGCAACAACAAAAACGACGAGGGCAACGAUUGUUUGGGGUUGUGUUAGGCACCUUGAAUAAAUUCAAUAGUGAGAAUACACAAAGACAAGAACAGGCGCGAAACCGUCAAGCGAUUGAAGCUAAACUGCAGAAACGACUCGAUGAAGAAAAAUCAGCCAUCCAAGCCAGUUUGUUAAAAGACCAAGAAGAACGAUCUCGUAUCAAACAACAACAACAACAAGAUCUGGAUCAAAAACGGAUCCAAAUGGUACAUUUACAUCAACAAAGACUAGCUUGUUAUCUUACUACCACUUCUACAAGUCCUCCAUUGAAAUACCUUCCUAAAGUCUUGUUACCGCAUCAAAAACAAUGUAUCGAUGAUCAAAUUUCUCAAGCUGCAAAGGCAACAACAGAAUCAGUAGCACAGACACUCAAUCAUCCAUCAUCACCAUUAUCAAGGCAUAAUUCCAAGUCACCUGAACCUGCUGAUUAGAAUAGUCCAUAGUUGUCAAUCUUAUUGUAUAUCUCUCUUUCUUUUUCCCAUUUUGCUUUUUUUUUUAUUUUGUUUUUAUUUUAGUUUUUGAACAAAUAAAGACUGUGUUAUUUUUGUCUC